Molecule: messenger RNA, 2334 nt
Organism: Monodelphis domestica (gray short-tailed opossum)
Lineage: Eukaryota; Metazoa; Chordata; Mammalia; Didelphimorphia; Didelphidae
Product: olfactory receptor 5P80-like
Biological process (GO): G protein-coupled receptor signaling pathway
Cellular component (GO): membrane
Molecular function (GO): olfactory receptor activity; G protein-coupled receptor activity
Source: RefSeq, a predicted model, not a curated record
GCAGGUUGAGCAAGUGUUUUCCUAUAAAAGAGUAGAGUUUCCCAUGGGAAAAUUCCCAUAGUCUUCCAUUUUAGCUACAACUCAGCUAAUGGUGGGCCUUUGCAGGAUGACUAAAUUCUAGGAACAAAAUAAAAUGAGAAUUUAGAAUCCAGAUUCCUCAUUCUAUCUCUUUUGUGAAAUUAGAAACCAAGGAUUACCUUAGAAACAAGGACUCACCUCAGAGUCAAGUAGCAUAAGGUAGAUAACAUUUUCAUUUGUGGAAAGAUGUUCUUUUAGAUGGCAGGUAUCACAAAGCAGACUCUUUUUUUUUUUUUUGGAAAGGAUUUAUAAUGGUGUUGACUAGGCAGAAAAACAUUUAUAUACAUAAAAUCUUGCAUAUAUUUAAGAAAAGUUCCUUUGAUGGGAGUAAACUAUUCUCAUACGUACAGACCUUUUCCUAUGGUGAAAAUUAGCAAAUCAUAUAUUAAUGUUGAUGAACAGGGAAAAAUUUGAUGGAAAUAAAUUUAUUCACCUCUGUUUUGCUUGUAAGCACCCUGCCAAAGUUAUAGGAGUAAAGUAUGGGAAGAUGAGAGUAGGAUGGGAAUGUAAGAAAUGAUCAGUGAUUGUUUUCUGAAAGUAUCAAUAGCAUUUUCCAAAUCUUAGUCCUAUAUUCUGUUUUAAUCUUUUUUUCUUCUGUCUAAUAGGCACUCUUUCCAAGACAGAUGUCUGGCAAUAACUGCACUGCUGUGAAUGAAUUCAUUAUUUUGGGAUUAACAGAUGAUCCAACUCUUCAUGUCAUCCUUUUUGUGAUACUUCUAGGUAUAUAUGCUGUCACACUAGUUGGUAACUUUAUCAUAAUAAUAUUAAUCCAGAAAAGCUCAAAACUUCACACUCCAAUGUAUCUAUUCCUCAGCCACUUGGCUUUUGUAGAUGCUGCAUAUUCCUCCUCUGUCACAUCUGUUAUGCUCAAGAACUUCCUUAAGGACAAAUGCACCAUCCCUCUGGGAGGCUGUGUGGCCCAAUUGCUUUGUGGAUGCACCUUUGGGACAGUUGAGUGCUUCCUGCUGGCUGUGAUGGCUUAUGAUCAGUAUGUGGCCAUUUGUAUCCCCCUACUCUACUCCACCAACAUGUUUUCAAUCACCUGUCCUUUGCUAGUUAUUUCUUCUUACCUAGGUGGUUGUAUGAAUACUUGGAUUGCUAGUGGUUGCUUAUUGAAUCAAUCUUUCUAUGGACCCAAUAAGAUUAAUCAUUUUUCCUGUGUACCAGUUUUAGAACUUUUCUCCUACCAGCAUGAUCUUCCUGAAAUUCUUCCUGCUGCAUCUACUGGGUCAGUAAUUCUGAUCACAGUGUUAAUUAUCAUAAUCUCUUAUGUAUAUAUUCUCUUCUCUGUCCUGAAGAUUAGCCCCAUUGAUGGGAGAUCCAAAGCUUUCUCCACUUGCACCUCCCACCUCACAGCAGUCACUCUCUUCUAUGGCACCCUUACAUUUAUUUAUGUGAUGCCUAAAUCCAGGUAUUCAACAGAUGAUAAUAAAGUGGUGUCUGUUUUUUACAUUGUAAUGAUCCCCAUGUUGAACCCUCUCAUCUACAGUCUGAGGAACAAUGAAGUAAAAGGAGCCCUGAGAAAACUGAUGAGUAGGAAACACCUUUUUUCAUGAAUGCAACUUCAUACAAGAUUUAUUUGUACCCCAAAGAGAUAAUGGACAAAAAGACUUGUACAAAAAUAUUCAUAGCUGCGCUCUUUGUAGUGGCCCAAAACUGGAAAACGAGGGGAUGCCCAUCAAUUGGGGAAUGGCUGAACAAACUGUGGUAUAUGUUGGUGAUGGAAUACUAUUGUGCUAAAAGGAAUAAUAAAGUGGAGGAGUUCCAUGGAGACUGGAACAACCUCCAGGAAGUGAUGCAGAGUGAGAGGAGCAGAACCAGGAGAACAUUGCACACAGAGACUAAUACACUGUGGUAUAAUCGAACGUAAUGGACUUCUCCAUUAGUGGCGGUGGAAUGUCCCUGAACAACUUGCAGGGAUCCAGGAGAAAAAAAACACCAUUCAUAAGCAAAGGAUAAACUAUGGGAGUGGAAACACCGAGAAAAAGCAACUGCCUGAAUACAGAGGUUGAGGGGACAUGACAGAGGAUAGACUCUAAAUGAACACUCUAAUGCAAAUACUAUCAACAAAGCAAUGGGUUCAAAUCAAGAAAACAUCUAAUGCCCAGUGGACUUACGCGUCGGCUAUGGGGGGUGGGAGGGAGGAAAAGAAAAUGAUCUAUGUCUUUAACGAAUAAUGCUUGGAAAUGAUCAAAUAAAAUAUAUUUUAAAAAAAAGUUUUAUUGAGAACAUACUAAGUUUCAGGCACUGGUUUAG